AUGGGAGCUUUGGGGAAGCUGAUCGAUGUGAUUCUCUUCUUAUACUUCGCUUUAAUGGCGGUUAUUGCGCCUCUCAUCGACGGCCAAACGGCACUUCCUAAAGGAAUCUUCCCGGAGUUUCUCACCGAUCUGAAAAGCAAUUACAUUUCCGAUUUCGGUGAUUACUUGCUCAUGGAGAAACCGCUUUUCCUUGUUGGGCUUGUCUGGCACGAGCUCUUGUUCCUAUGGCCACUCUCGAUUGCUAACGUCUACGCGAUUCUUACCGGAAAGUCGUGGUUUGGUACCACUUGCUUGUUGUAUGGAGCUUCCCUCGUCACUUCAAUGGCUGCGAUCCUUGGAGAGAUGAUAGGUUCCGGGAAGGCAUCGGACAAAUUGCUAAUGAUGUAUGUGCCUUUCAUGGUUAUUGGGAUCCUUGCCGUUCUUCGUGGUUUAGUCUCUCGUUCCUCCAAAAACACCGGUUCUGUUGGCAAGAGAUCGACUAUUAAGCCUAGGAGGAAGCUGGCCUGA
Messenger RNA from Arabis nemorensis, 507 nucleotides. NCBI's taxonomy places the organism in Eukaryota, Viridiplantae, Streptophyta, Magnoliopsida, Brassicales, Brassicaceae. The record is from the annotation of a GenBank genome assembly.